This is a messenger RNA of Carassius gibelio (silver crucian carp), 1850 nucleotides long. RefSeq names its product tether containing UBX domain for GLUT4-like. The coding region runs from base 15 to 1754 and encodes 579 amino acids. The record is from RefSeq and is a predicted model, not a curated record. Gene Ontology annotation, molecular function: protein binding. Gene Ontology annotation, biological process: signal transduction. The transcript is spliced from 17 exons. Lineage: Eukaryota; Metazoa; Chordata; Actinopteri; Cypriniformes; Cyprinidae.
GUGACGUCACUGUCAUGGCGGCGUGCGGCUCAGCUGUGUCGGUUCUUACUCCGAAUGGAAGAAGACAGACUGUCAAAGUGUCUGCAAACACACCUUUAUUACAGGUUCUUGAGGAUGUGUGUAAGAAACACGGCUUUAAUCCAGAAGAACAUGGACUCAAGUUCCAGAGGAAUGUUCUAGAUUUGUCUCUUCAGUGGCGGUUUGCCAGUCUGCCCAAUAAUGCCAAGCUGGAGAUGGUUGUGUGUUCUCGCCCGCAGACAGGAGCUGAGAGCGCGGUGCGGGUCGCGCUGCAGAUGGAGGACGGCUCUCGUCUUCAAGGCUCUUUCUCCAGUGGACAGACGUUAUGGGAUCUACUGACACACUUUCCCCAGACCAGGUCGUCUGAUCUGGACGCGUCUGGACCCACACCAGUGUGUGUUUACAUGCGAGACGAGGUCAGCGGUGAGGCUGCGCUGAAGAAGACCAGUCUGAAGUCUCUGGGUCUGACCGGAGGAAGUGCCAUCAUACGUUAUGUGCUGAAAGGCUCCGACUCCUCGUGUCCUGGUGCAUCUGUGGAUGAGGUCGCUAUGCCAAUGGAUGCUGUUGCCAAGACAACUGUAUCACAGCCGCCUUCAGAACCACCCGAGGAGCCCGCCCCCGUUCCCAUGGAAACCCAAGCUCCUCCCACUGAGGUCACGGGGCAGCUGAACCAUCAUGCUAUCAAACAGGAAGAGGAGGAGCCAAAGGCGAGCCAAGAGCAGGAAGUGAGGCCUAAAUCUGACCAGCCACCAUCCAAACUAAUGCCACAAGAGGACGACGAGCGACCUGGGACGUCCCAACAGUGCCAUGGCUCCGCCCCCUCAGCCACGCCCACUGACUUUGUGCCAUUUUCAGGGAGUGGCCAGCGUCUGGGAGGAAGUACAGGACUGAAGAUGUCCACGUCUUGGUCAUCAUGUGUGUCCAGCAGCCCUCCGAAAGCCAAGAAACCCAAACCCAGCCAUGAAAUCAAGAGAUCAGUCAGUGCCAAACAAGCGACGAGGGACGAAGAGGAAACAGACAAAUAUCUGGAGCCGGUCGACAGGGAUCCGCUGGUCUUCCAUCUGGACUCUGGAGCCCGUCGCCAUGAUGACGCAGAACUUCCUGAUGAGUUUUUUGAGGUCACCGUGGACGACAUUCGGAAGAGAUUUGCGCAGCUAAAGAGUGUGAGGAAGGCUCUGGAGGAAGCUCCUCUCGUGACUAAAGCCCUGCGAGAGUCUCAGAUGAAGGAGAAGCUGGACAGGUAUCCGAAGGUGGUGCUGAGGGUCCAGUUUCCUGACCGACACGUUCUUCAGGGCUUCUUCAGACCUCUAGAAACAGUCGCUGCUUUGAGGAGCUUCAUCAGAUCUCACCUGCAGGACCCACAGAUGGAGUUUUACCUGUUCGUUGCUCCUCCCAAAACCAUCCUAGAUGACCCGAAUGUCACUCUAUUCCAGGCGAGUCUCUUCCCUGCUGCUCUCGUGUACUUUGGUUCAGACGUGAGGACAGACGGUUACUUGCGCUCUGAUCUUCUGGACGUCAGUGUCUCCGCCCUACAGGCCGAUGAGCUCAUUGCAGGCUGUGUGCCACGCUCUCCUCCUGCUGAAGAAGACCUGUCGUCCUCUCCACAGUCAUGUGACUCCUCCGGCCAGCGGGGGGCGAUGGAGGACGGUGGUGACACGCAGACAGCAGCGGUCAGACCAGAGAAGACCGACCCCGGGAAAGUGCCGAAAUGGCUCAAACUGCCAGGUAAGAAGUGAUCGAUGCAGGAGGACGAGAGCGUUCAGAUUCUCCUUCAAUAGUUUGACUGUAAUUCAUGCAAACCUUCAUCAAAUAAAACACGAUGAUAAUUGCCA